Dermacentor albipictus is the source of this 1873-nucleotide messenger RNA. Its product is annotated as sodium-dependent glucose transporter 1A-like. The record is from RefSeq and is a predicted model, not a curated record. Gene Ontology annotation, biological process: transmembrane transport. NCBI's taxonomy places the organism in Eukaryota, Metazoa, Arthropoda, Arachnida, Ixodida, Ixodidae.
CGACGAGGCACUUCGCCCACGCGCGGAGCUGGCUCGCCACUGCAGCGGAAGCAGCGUUCUACGCGGAAAGAGCACUCGGAAUGUUCGUCGACUGAGCUGUACGUGUUCAAGGUGCACGACAGCCAACGGAGGUGUCGACAGAAGUCUAUCGCAAGUGCUGACGGGAGGAAUGGACUACUUCGGACGCAACGUGUGAUGAGCGGCGCUCGCGUUGGGACCCGCCUGGCGCCAUGGCCCGGCGUCACCACGUGGCCAUACUUGAUUUGUUAUCGGAGCGGUGGAGAGUGGCGCGCCGCUGCGAGCGAGUGACAAGCCAUGGGUAGCGACGCGCGGAACAAGGCUUUCGCCGGCGUGCGCUACCAUACACCAGAGGAGGUCAGGAAUCGUGCCAACGCGAGAAGGAUGCUGUCCCCGCGCGCCCAGCUGUGGCUCAAGCUGGGCCGAACCUGCAACCUCAGCCUGGGCUGUCUGGGAAUGGGUCUCAUCCUGGCCUUGACUGGCGUGGCGCUGCUGGACCUGGUCGAGAUCUACGACUCGGACAUAUCAAGCGUGUCGCACCUCAUCACCGCACGCUGCGUCGGCGGCCUGCUCGGCUCCCUGUUAGGAGGCAAGCUGUACGACACGUACAACGUGCAGACCAUGUCUAUACUGAUGAUGGUGCUGGCCUGCGUGACGGUGCUCAUGAUUCCGCUUAGUGGAAGCCUGCCACUGGCGUUCGUCAUGGUCUUCUUCGGCGGAAUCAGCUCGGGUGCCUUCGACACCGGCGCGAACGUGUGGAUCAUCAACCUGUGGCCGGAGAACAGCAGUCCGGCGCUGCAGGUCUUUCAUCUGGCCUUCGGCGUCGGCUGCCUGGUGGCACCGCUCAUCGCCGAGCCCUUCCUGUCCACGGGUCACGUCGGCUCGUUGCUGAACCAGACGGCCACCAACCUGAGCGAGUACUUGACCUUGAACGACACUGGUUACAGCCCGUUAGAGCCCCUGACCGAGGAGAGCCGGGUCUACUACGCGUUCGGCAUAGCCAGCGCUUUCCACCUUGCCCUGGUCGUUGCCAUGGUGGCGCUCUACUUGAUCGACGACGCCGACACCAAGCCUCCCCAGGAAGGAGGUGCCACCGUCGGAUGCAGGAAGGAGUCUCCCGAGGACGUGCGCUUUAGCCGCACCAUGCUGGCCCUGCUAAGCGCGUACGUGUGCGUCUACGUGGCGCUCGAGUGCACGUCGUCCCAGAUGCUCACCGCGUUCGCCGUCAAGAGCGAGCUGCACUUGUCCAAAUCGGCGGCGUCUCGCGUAGCGGCAGUCUACUUCUUCUGCUUCGCGGCGAGCCGCCUGGCGGCCGCGCUGGUCACCGUGAAGCUGUCGCCUUUUCAGGUGCUCGUGCUCUCUCACGUCGUCAUCGCCGUCACGGCCGCCGUGUUCCUGGUGUGGGGCUCCAGCAACAGCGCGGUGCUAUGGGCCUGCAGCGCGCUCACGGGCGUAGGCCAAGGUCCAGUGUACGCGGCCGCAGUCGCGUGGACUGUCGCCUACGUUAACAUGAGCAACAAGAUGAUGUCCGUCGUCAUAAUCACAGCAGGCAUCGGCGCGUUGUCGCCGCCCCUUCUAGUGGGUCAGUUCUUAGACCACAGUCCCAACCUGUUCCUCUACGUAUGUUUCGUGGCGGUCUUGCUGUGCGUAGCUUUUUUUGUUGCCAUGCACUUUUACGUUCGGAAAAGGCCGAUACUAAAUGCUGAUAAAGAAGUGUGCGUUAAUAUAGCUUACGAAAAACCUCUCGAAAUGCUUUCGCUCUAGCGAUGUCUCCGUGCCUACAGCUACACGCACCGCUCCACAGGACACGAUCAUCUUCCUAGUAGUUCAAUAAACAUAACUCGGAGCAUUGGAA